Molecule: messenger RNA, 402 nt
Organism: Penicillium coprophilum
Lineage: Eukaryota; Fungi; Ascomycota; Eurotiomycetes; Eurotiales; Aspergillaceae
Exons: 2
Coding region: 1-402 (133 amino acids)
Source: RefSeq, a predicted model, not a curated record
AUGGCCCAUGUUACGGUAGCAAUGGCAGAGAUACAAUGUCGACAUUUCAGGGACUCCGGUGCCAAAUUGCUGAAAGAUGCAGAGUUUUCCGGCGGCCCGCCAGCAGAUCCCCCGACAUCCAAGCUUAUUCGUGGAAAGAUCAUCCAAACCCGCUUUGGUACAGACACAGUCCCCCCGCUAGUAUUCUAUCAAUCCCUGAUUCGUCAGGUACUGCAGUCCAGACUCACCAGACUUACCCCGCAAUCAUCGAUCUCGAUGGCGUGGGGCGUGGAACGAGCUGUUCUUCAGCGCGAUGCUUCAGCAGCUUGUUUCUUGAAGACCAUCGGCUACCGAGGCGUUGGAUCAAUUGAGGAUCACAUGUUUCACACUCCUAAUAUCCCCGCCACGAGCGGCUCCAGAUAG